CGAAAAGUAGUCGUAGUAGUAAUAGGAAAGGCUGCUGGGGGUCCAUUAGUCUCCGUCGUUUUGCUCCGUCCCACAUCCACUCUCUCGACUCCUUUCACCCGACCUGAAGAGAGAGAAGGGGAGAGAGAGAGAGAGAGAGAGGGAGAAAGUGUGUCCAAUAAGGGCCCCACCAGACCAGACCACCCAGAAUUGCAUAGGAUCCGUCCGUACCCAUGCAGGGUAUCGAUUACAUUUACCCGAUCCACAAGUAGGUCGACGUCAACCUCGACCCGAUCCGGAAUCCAUGGGUCCGUUCUUGAAUUGCAAACACUUUGGCACACUUGUGACCACACCGACUCGACUCUUGCUCCUCAUUUUGGUCCUCCUUCAGCAAGAGGAGAAAGGAACAGCUCAGCAAAUUGGACCAGGUGGAGAAAUAAUCAGCGGUGGUGGUAGUUGGUCGUCAUCAGAUUGUCCUUUCGGAAUGUAUGGAAUGCCACGAGGAGGGAAUGAGGAGGAAGCCUGCGUAUGUUUGAGGCAAGGUUUGUGGGCCGUGAUGACGGACUAUUGCACAGUUCCGGUCGAGAUGCACGGCGUGGGGGGAGUGGGCAGGAGGGUGUGCGUUCUGAAGGAGGGGAAGGGAAGGAGGAAUACUAGCUCGGGUGGGGGGCAGAUUCAACAACUCUCCAAACUUUUGACGUUAGCCGGUCCACCCGAAGCGGUCCAACUUUCGUCCUCCAUGCACAAAUUGAUCGAACGCUUCGACCCACAUCCUAGCGUCAUUCUUCCCGACGACGUUUACCCAAUGCGUCCACGCUCGUCACAUUUGGAGCUUCCGCAUGGAUCUGGACGACACCCGUGUACACGAAAUUCUGCCUCCUCCACACCACCCCCUCGCCUACAACGCAUUACUGCACCUUCCAACCCGUCCAACAUCCAGCCGGAUCUUUUCUCAUCUUGUCUCACCUGACUCCUGCCCCCGCGACGGGAUGCGACCCCGGAAUGCCCGUCCUCCGCCCCACGAGCUGCGUCGCUCUCACCACCAAAGACCAAACUUGUGACCAAGCCGUCAAAAAGGGGAGGAAGUCGUCGUCCACGCCAAAGUUGAGAAACUCCUCACCGAGACGGCGGACGAGGACGAUAUCUUCUCCGUCGACAAUUUGUUCAGCAUGUACAAAUUCUUGACGGAGGAUGACGGCGGGGGAGAUAAUUCUGUGGUGGUGAAGAGGGCGGAUGGUGGUGGUGGUGGUGGUGGCGAUGGUGGAGGGGAUAACAGCACCAAAACUGCUACCAGAGAAAUAGAUGGUCAUGCUUCGAACAACAAUUCGUCGAAAUUACUUUUGCUGUUUGAUGAGAAUGAGGACAACGUAAAGUCAGCCCUGGACGAGAUCGGGCACAAACUAAUGAGGGAGCAAAUUGACCAAUACGUCGAUUUAGUAGUAGCCCAAUUGACUGGAAUGUUUGAUCCUGGCGCAGCCUCUCCACAAACGCCCAAGGAUCGCUAUCCAGUGCUCAAGAUUCUGGAUAGGAUAAGACUCAUUAUGCAGAAAACGUGUAGCCCCGUGAAAGCAGAAUUUUUUGAGCUCGCAUUAAACUCCUUUCUGAAAGUGCAGCUAGAAAGUUUUCACGUAAAAGAGCCCUACAUCAGCCACGCUGUCUUUGUCAGGAUUGAGUAUGCAUUAAAGAACUGCUUGGCUGCGGCGAAGGCGCAUGUAUUUGGACAGGAUACGAAUUCUACGUCAACUUGUGAUGCUGGGGGUCGGAAUGAUAAAACAAGUAAAAUGUUAGAUGUUCACGGCGAUGGGAAAGAGAUCGUCAAGCUGCCGGAAACACCACCCUACGCGGUAGGGGUACUGGACUCUGGCGCUAUUAGGGAGCCCUUAAUUGAAACCGUUUGGAAAAUGUUGAUUAAUGCUCACUCGUACUGUUACCCAUACUUCAAAGCGUACUUCAAUGAUCACCACGCCCUCACCGUGACCCUGUUACCACUUUUCAAUAAUGCGAUUCAAGAUCUGUGGUUGAAGGAAGGCGGAUAUGAUGUCGACCACCAUCGCCUCUAUGGAGGCAUGUUGGGCGACGUGAAGCGCGUUUUGGAAGAUGUCGACAACUGUGUUUCCGCAUCUCGUCAAAUCUCCCAAUACCCGUGGUACAUGUCUCGCCCGAUGCGAGAUUCUGGAAACAAGUGGAAAAGAAAACGUCGCCGUCGUCGAGACGCUGUCGACACUGGCCUUACAACUCGCUCAAAAUACUUUGCUCCCUCCCCCGUCUGGAUAAAUGAUGGCCACACGCUCUGCCUUUUCGACCCGGACGACCCCGUCGCCUUCUUGGGGAAACCAAUCUGCACCUGAAUUAAACACACACGAUUGUAGGAAAGUACAAACCGCUCAUUACAAACCCCGCAUUACAAACCGCUCCUUUCAAGCCCGGCUCCUUACAAACCGCUUAUUACAAACCCGCUCAAUAUAAACCCUACUCAUUACAAACCCUGGACACUAUAAACCCGAAAAGGUAAUUGGUGAGUUGUAAAAUAAUCAAAUAUUUAAAAAAUGUUUUUACAAAUCUGAUUGAAUGAAUUAAUUUUUAUAUAAAACAUGAAAUUUUGCGCAAACUUUUUAUCUCCGAACGCAAACUACAUUAGCAGUGAGGGAGAAGGACAGAAAUUUAUUUGUGCCUAAUUUCUGACUUGUAAAAAAUGAUCAAUUUUUUAGUGCCCCAAGCUGUUUGCUUCAAAUUUCCUAUAAAAAUCACUUCAAUUCAUUCACAAGAUGGAUGACUAGUAUGUCCCAAAAAUAUAAAACAAUGGAAGUACACUCUUAGGAAACUGAGAUUAAAUCAUUACUGGCCGAAGUACAUACAUACAUAGACCGGUAUGGUAUAGUAAUAACGAACGUUACCGUUUGGAAAUUUUAACAUUCAGAAACAGACUAUCACCAGCCACAGUAAAUUACUACCAAUCCAGUAUGGAAGAUAAACGUACAUAGACUGUAAAACAUAUGGUAGCGUCAUACACGUACUUCGGCCAGUGAUGAGCCUAUAUGUGAAUAUCCAGGAUUUUUUACAGUAGUUAUAUAUUUUUAGCCCGAGUCAGGGCUUAUGGAACCGUCAUGUCCGUCCGUCUGUCUGUCUGUCCGUCUGUCUGUCCGGCACGAUAGAGCCAAAACGGCUGAACCGAUUGACUUGAA
Messenger RNA from Folsomia candida, 3161 nucleotides. RefSeq lists its product as uncharacterized. The coding region runs from base 1149 to 2327 and encodes 392 amino acids. The record is from RefSeq and is a predicted model, not a curated record. NCBI's taxonomy places the organism in Eukaryota, Metazoa, Arthropoda, Collembola, Entomobryomorpha, Isotomidae. The transcript is spliced from 13 exons.